Cuscuta epithymum is the source of this 3316-nucleotide messenger RNA. The record is from the annotation of a GenBank genome assembly. Lineage: Eukaryota; Viridiplantae; Streptophyta; Magnoliopsida; Solanales; Convolvulaceae.
UAUCAGACUGAAAGACCAAUUGUAACCUGAACCCGAAACCGUAUCCGAUGAUAUUCAUGCGGAAGCCUUCACUUCCAUUUGUCUAGUUUCGAACUUGCAGGUCAGUAGCCGCUUCAAGACAUGUCUUGAACUCUUGUGUCCAAUUCGAGAAGAAUCUCAAUCACUGUCACUCGCGUACGCAACUCAUUAGAAUCCACACUUCAGUUCGCAAACCGUGAAAAAUGUCAGGAGGGUUUUUCCGGGGUACGUCUGCCGAUCAAGACACUCGGUUCUCCAACAAACAAGCUAAGCUGUUGAAAUCACAGAAGUUCGCUCCCGAAUUGGAGCAUCUGGUGGACAUGACUAAGGUGAAGAUGGAUGUGAUGAGACCUUGGAUUGCGAAGCGAGUCACAGAGUUUGUAGGGAUUGAAGAUGAAGUGCUUAUCAACUUCAUAUACGGUCUUCUAGAAGGAAAGGAUGUAAAUGGAAAAGAGAUCCAAAUUCAACUGACUGGAUUUAUGGAGAGGAAUACUGGAAAGUUCAUGAAAGAGCUCUGGUUACUACUACUUAGUGCUCAGAACAAUGCAAGUGGUGUUCCACAGCAGUUCUUGGAUGCGAAAGAAGAAGAAACAAGGAAGAAAAAGGUGGAGUCUGAUCGAGUAACAAAUGAAAUACAGAGGAGAAAGGACAGAGAAUAUGAGGAACUGGAGCACGAGAAAAGGAAGGCGGAGGAUGAUAUUUCCAUGUCAAGAGAUAAGUAUGCCGGACUGGAACCAUCUUCAAAGCAUCAUGCUAGGCAUUCCCCCACACGUUCAGCUCAGAAGGAGGAUCAUGCUGACAAUAAUAAUUCAAAAGGAAGAAAAAGGGAUAGACGUUCAAGGUCAAUCAGUAGGUCAUUUUCCAACUCUAGAAGUUACUCGGGUGAAAAGCAUAAUUCAAGUCCUGAACAAAGAGGGCGCUCUAUAUCCUCUGAUGAAAGGAAACACCACUCACCUAUAAAACGGUCGACUUCACCUCGGCAUAAGCGCUCACCCAGACGAUCCUUGUCUCCUCCAAGACGAAGGCGUAGAUCUGUGUCUCGUUCAAGGCUCAGGUCACCUUCUCCCAGGCGAUACCGUAGGUAUUCUCCUUUACGACGUAGGUCUAGGUCUCCAUUACGGCGUAGGUCAAGAUCACCGAUGUGGCAUAGGUCAAGAUCACCAAUGUGGCGUAGGUCAAGAUCACCUUUAAGACAUAGAUCCCCUUCGCCAGCUCAUCGAAGAACGCCAUACCACAUGCGCCAUAGAUCACCAUCUCCCUUCAAGAGACGGUCUCGUCAUUCCCCAUCGAGUCCUCGCCGUGGUUCUCCAUCUGCUGCUCAUCGCCCUGGUUCUGGCCGCAAGGUGUCCAGGUCCCCACUUAGGAAAAGAUCUAGGUCACCUAUACCAAGGAGGUCUCCAUCACCUGAAGAUUCGGUUUCUAAAUCACCAGCACGCCAGAGAAGUCUCUCACCAAUCAAAGAGAGAGCACCAAGACGUGAGAGGAUGUCACCUGUCCAUUCUCCUAUUGGAAGGAUGAGGUCAAGGAGUCCCAAAAAGAGUAACCUGAAUGAAAAGAGUGAAAAGAUAAUCCCAACCAGAAGUGUAAGUCCUCCGCGAAAGCAAAGAGAAUAUAAGUUGCAACUUGAUACAUCUGAGAGAACCUUUAGGCCAAAGAGUCCAGACAAGAGUAACCUGAAUGAAAGAAGCGAAAAGAGAAUGCCAGACAGAAGUCCAAGUCCUCUGCGAAAGCAAAGAGAAUAUAAGUUGCAACUUGAUACAUCUGAGAGAAGCCCAGAUGCAAAAGAUGCCAGUAUUUCUAGGCGAAAUGUUGAACAAAAGUUUAGGUCGGAUGAGACUGGGCGGCACCCUAAUGGGUCUGGGCCAAGGAAAAGAAAUGAAGCAACAAGAAGUGAAAAGGCACCUGGAAGGAUGGACCACAUACUAGAUAUCGAUGAUGAACGACGAAAAUCGCCUGUUAACCAUUCAGGAUCUCAUUUAGCUAAUAAGAAAGAUAGGGAAUCGUUGGGUUUGGAGAACGCCAAAGCCAAUGACGAGAAGAACAAUAUUCAUCCACGUCAAGAGUCAAAAAAUCUGCAUGAGUCAUCUAGGGAAGCGGAUGACAUUAAAAAUGAAAAGGUUUCAGGUCACGGGGAAAGUGAUAAGCAAAGAUAUAGAGCCAAGGAAAAGAGGAAGCACAAAAGGAGAUCUGCUAAACAUGACUCUUCCUCUUCUUCUUCUGAUGGUGAUUCUAGUUACGACUCAGGUAUUGAUGAAAGGAAGGAGGCUAAGAGGAGGAAGAAAGAAGAGAAGAGAUUGAAGAAGGAAGAGAAGCGUCAGCAACGACGGGAAGAGAGACGCCGCCGGAGGGAAGAAAGGCGCGUGACUAAACAAAAGUUGAAAUCAUAUAGUGAUGAUGUCAUCUCUGGAGAUGCCGAGAAGACGACUACUAAUGGCGGUAAUGUCUCAGAAGAUGCAGAUUCAGCAAAGAAACUCGAAAUUGAGUUGAGAGAGAAGGCUCUCGAGUCUCUUAGGGCCAAAAGAGGAAUGGGCCACUAAUUCACAUGCUUGCUCUUGGACAUCAAUGGACUGUUUUAUUAUUUUUAUAGUCAUUUCACUGUUAUAUUUAUUUUUGCUUAGACUUGUUGCAUUGAUGUAAUGUCUAUGGAUGCUUAAUCCACUUUUAUCUUUUACUUCUCACAGCUAAAUUCUCUUAAAUGAAGAAUCCAUGAGCUACUCUGUGUCUUGAGUGCAACGUCUAAAUUUGCUGGUAAAUGAGUAGUCUCUGCUUUGUUGUGGAAGGUUCUGUCUUUGGCUUAUGAGCUCCUUAUUUGGGACCUAUAGAGUUAAUUGUCAUAUAACUGGUUAAUGUUAUUAUGGUCAUUGACAAUUUGACAUAUAUUAUUAAUCCUUAUUUUGGACUAUAGAGUUAGUCAUAUGGCUGAUUAAUAUUAUCAUGAAGGUCAUUGACAUAUAUUAAUACUGCUACUAAGUUGCUCUUCUGGUCCAUUGAUAGAUCACAAUAUUUUCGCCUAGGUGACCUGGUUGAGCAAAUCUAUGCAGCCUUCAUCAUACAAAACACAGGUGACGUAUGUACAUACUCUGAGGAUUUUGAAUUGUUUUAAAGAUUGUUCCUCUAACAUUCUCCAAUCUGAAUCUUUAUGUACUUCCCAAUCCUUUGCAUCCACCCCUUGUGCUCUUGCCUUCCUGUUAAUGCUGAUGCCAUUUGAAUACAAUUUUGUGUCAUUAUGGUGCAUAAUCAAUUGAAUACAAUUCUGUAAUGCCAUCGCUUCUGUCAUUUAAUUAAAUUUUUUAUCAAU